Molecule: messenger RNA, 3238 nt
Organism: Pogona vitticeps (central bearded dragon)
Lineage: Eukaryota; Metazoa; Chordata; Lepidosauria; Squamata; Agamidae
Gene: MAPK3
Product: mitogen-activated protein kinase 3
Biological process (GO): protein phosphorylation
Molecular function (GO): MAP kinase activity; ATP binding
Source: RefSeq, a predicted model, not a curated record
CGGCCGAAUCUGAUUCAGGCGAGCCGAGGCCUGCAAAACGCUAACAUUGCAGCCUGCGCGCAUGCGUCCUAAGGGACCCUCAAGCCGCAGCUCCCGCGGAGCGCAUGAGCAGUAACCGUCCCUCCGUUUCCUAGGCGAGUGCAUGCGCAGUGUUGUCGGGCGGUGUCGGUUCCGGGUGAAGCGGCGGCAGGAGCGGCUGUGGGAGCUUCUUGAUUAGAUCGGCCAUGGCGGCAGCGGCGGCGACAGCAGCCCCGGGCGGGGCAGGAGCCGUGCCGGUACCUGGAGCGCCGAGGCUGGGAGUGGAGACGGUGAAAGGGCAGGUGUUUGACGUGGGGCCGCGUUACACGGAUCUGCAGUACAUUGGCGAGGGGGCGUACGGCAUGGUCUGUUCUGCCUAUGACCAUGUCAACAAGAUCCGGGCUGCUAUCAAAAAGAUAAGUCCCUUUGAGCACCAGACAUACUGCCAACGCACACUGCGAGAGAUCAAGAUCCUUCUGCGCUUCAAGCAUGAAAAUGUCAUCGGCAUCAAUGACAUUCUGCGUGCGCCUACCAUUGAUCAGAUGCGAGACGUAUACAUAGUUCAGGAUUUAAUGGAAACAGAUCUCUAUAAAUUGCUGAAGACCCAGCAGCUCAGCAAUGACCACAUCUGCUACUUCCUCUACCAGAUUCUCAGAGGGCUAAAAUACAUUCACUCCGCCAAUGUGCUUCAUCGGGACUUGAAGCCCAGCAAUCUUCUCAUUAAUACCACGUGUGACCUGAAGAUCUGUGAUUUUGGCCUGGCCCGGAUUGCUGACCCAGACCAUGACCAUACAGGUUUCUUGACAGAAUAUGUUGCUACUCGCUGGUACCGAGCCCCAGAAAUUAUGCUUAAUUCCAAGGGCUAUACCAAGUCCAUUGAUAUAUGGUCUGUGGGCUGCAUCCUGGCUGAGAUGCUGUCAAACCGACCCAUCUUCCCUGGCAAGCAUUACUUGGACCAGCUCAACCACAUCCUGGGUAUUCUGGGUUCCCCAUCUCAGGAUGACCUGAACUGUAUUAUCAACAUGAAGGCUCGCAACUAUCUCCAGUCACUGCCCCAAAAGCCCAAAGUUCCAUGGGCCAAACUGUUUCCAAAAGCUGAUCCCAAAGCUCUGGACCUGCUGGACAAAAUGUUGACCUUUAACCCCAAUAAGCGCAUCACAGUGGAGGAGUCCUUGGCCCAUCCUUACCUAGAACAGUACUACGACCCUUCAGAUGAGCCGGUUGCUGAGGAACCAUUCACUUUUGACAUGGAACUGGAUGACCUGCCCAAAGAGAAGCUGAAAGAACUGAUAUUUGAGGAAACAGCACGAUUCCAGCCCGGCUACCAAGGGCCCUGAAGGGCAGUUUGGACCACUGGUCUCUGCUUCACCAGGAGAUGAUUUGGGACUGCAUCCGGCUCCCCUGCUGGAUUUGAGGGGAGCCCAGGAUUCAGGGGGUACCAAUUUGGGGAUGCCCCUGUCGACUUGCUGUACAACUGCGCUUUGCUACGUGGCUGUGAACCCUGGUAACCCAUCUCUGGACCCCCUUAAUGUGAUGUGUCAGGGUGAGACCCUGGUGCCCAGAUUGAGGAAGGGGAGGAACUACUACUCCCCCUUACAGGAGGGAAGGGAAUUUGGUUCCCCCUACCCUUUAUACCUCUUCAAAGAAAUUGAAGGGGGAGUAUCAUCUCCUUUUUUUCUUUUUCUUUUUUUGGCAUUUUAUUGUCUUUGUUAAUGAGUUAAUAAACUAAUGCUGAUUUUAGCAGGGCCAUUCUCUGAUCCCUUGGGCAUUAUUAGCAGGGGAGUUGAACAUAAAAUCCUGGCUCCUGGAGUCUCCCUCGUAUAAUCCACUGAGCCCCUGCUACCCUUUGUAAAUGGGAACAGGACACAAUGGUUCUGUCACCCAGCUUUGCACAAGACUCCUCAAGAACCCAGGAGUCCUGGAUCUUCCCUGCACAAAUGGAGGGCAUGACUGUGCUAACCUUUGUUCAUGGGUUAGUCCCAUUCUGAAUUGCUUGUAAUGCACAUCUGACCAUACUGAUCACUGUGGAUGACAUCUGGUAUGCAGUGCAAGAUAAGAGCCAUCAGAUGCUGUCAAGUAUGCCGGGUUUGAAGAGGGGGCUAUAUUCCCCCCCCUUCCUGCUUUAAUUAUGUUAUUUGAAAAGCUGCGCAGAUGGAAAGGAAGGCUUCUAAGUUCAUCUGCUUCUUCUGAUUGGAGAAGGCAGAGUUUGUGGAUGUCUCCCUCUCCACCCUUUACCACCAACCCCAUUUGCAUCUGUUCAAUUGGGCAGCUGGUUAUGUAAACUCUUGCAUACAUCAAGAUACCAACUGGUCUCUGCAACAGCACGGCACUUUGUCUUCUUGCUGCUAGAAACUAAAAUGGGUGCCCUCUAAUUUUUCCUUCCCCAGUGAUAUUUUUAAACAACGGUGUGCGUAUUUUUUUUAACUCGGUCUCUUAUCAUGCAAAGCAGAAUCGAAAAGGAGUAGAGCCUGCACUGAUCAGAAAACAUGAGUUUUGAAAGGGAGGGAGAGGCUGGGAAGAUGACGGACCAUCACAUCUGUGUGUCCUGAGGGGACAGCCCAGCUUACCCUGUUAAUAACCAAACAGUGUGGGUGGAGGAGAUAUUUCAGAUACAUGAGCACUAGAGCAGGUGAUUCAUUUUGGUGUCCGCUGUAAGUAGUAGGAGUUAAACCGCCUCAUUUUGAAAGUGAGUCCUCAGCAAAGUGCUGCCUCUCAUAUGGAUUAACUUAAGUCCUUCCAUCUACAUGCGUGCCAUUAUGGGAUACCAAUAUGGAUGAAUGAGACUGCCAGAAACUUUGAUUUCCCAAAGGGGGAAGUCCUGUAAGCAGAAAAAAGAAUGGAUUAUGGGAACUUUUUUUUUGUUUCCUUGGCUUUCCAGCUGAAUGAGAAGGAAGUCUCAAGCAUGUUCUGACACCAUUGUUCAUUUGUUUAGACCAGCCAUCCCCCAACCCUAGCUUCCAGAUGUGUUGGACUACAGCUCCCACAAUCCACAGCUGAUACGCUUAAUGGCAAUGCUUGAGGUUGUAAUCUAACAGACCUGGAGGGCACUAAGAUGGGAAAGGCUGCUCCUGAAGUUAGAUAUGAUGAUGUGGGAUGGGCUUCCUUUGUGUAGUGUGUAAUAUUUUGAGGAAACUUGGAUUGAAGGGAAUUAAUGCCUCCCCAUCUCUCUUGCUUUGAAUUGUAUAAAGACCCUGAAAUAAAUCAUUCCUUUAUUCCUUCA